GCUUCCGGGGAAACGGGCCCCGGGUUGGUGUUUGUAAACUUGCCUCGGUCCCGGCGCGGGCAGCGGCGGCCGCGGACUUGGCACCGGGUGCUUGGGGCCUGGAGGAGGCGCCGCGCGGCGGAGGAGACGGCGAGAGGCCGCGCCUGGCAGGUUCCUGGAGCAGACCUAGAACUUCACCAAGAAAAUUCACCUGGGAAACCAAGACUGAUAGACUUUCAUUCCUUCAGACAAUAGGCAGAAGUCAGAGACCUCAGAUUUUUGCAAUACCUGUUUUCCCUUUGGAGGACACUAAAUUCUUUGAGAAGACAAAGACAGUUCAAUAUGGCAACUGAACUCAAAGAACAGGAAGGAGCCAUUACUGUGAUUUGGUGACAGUUCUUCAAACAACUUAAGGAAAGCUGGAUAAAGAACUUCUGAACUUUUGGGUUCGUUAGGUGAAAAACCAGCAUGGCUCAGGUAAAAAGUUCACUCUAGAGUCCUCCUUCAAGAUCAUUCACUGGGAAGCCUGUUUGCAAUGUCACUCUUGAAUUCUGCCUUAGUCAACAGUAUUGACCAUCCCCAGUGAGCCGAGCUCUGUAUUAAACACCAGGGGGAGAUCUAGAGGAAGGAAAGGAGACAGGCCUCCCUGCCUUCAGGGAGCUUCCAGUCAAAUGAAGGAGGAAUUUUAUUGAGCUCCUGUUCCAUGCAAGGCAUUGUGCUUGGAAUACAAAGAUGAAUAAGAUUGUCCUUGUCCCCAGCAAGUCUUCUGGCUUGUGAAGGCCUAGCAGGUGUGAGUUUGGUUCCCACUGCAGCCAGCAAGAAGAUGAUGCUGAGCCAGAUUGCCAGCAAGCAAGCCGAAAAUGGCGAGCGGGCAGGUAGCCCUGACGUGCUGAGAUGCUCGAGUCAGGGCCACCGAAAAGACAGUGAUAAAUCCCGGAACCGCAAAGAUGAUGACAGCUUGGCUGAGGCUUCUCAUUCAAAAAAGACUGUUAAAAAGGUGGUGGUAGUGGAACAAAAUGGCUCUUUUCAAGUAAAGAUUCCCAAAAAUUUUAUUUGUGAACACUGCUUUGGAGCUUUUAGGAGCAGUUACCACCUCAAGAGGCACAUCCUUAUCCACACAGGUGAGAAACCGUUUGAGUGUGAUGUAUGUGAUAUGCGUUUCAUCCAGAAGUACCACCUUGAACGCCACAAGCGUGUACAUAGUGGUGAAAAGCCUUACCAGUGCGAACGAUGUCAUCAGUGUUUUUCUCGGACAGACCGACUACUCAGACACAAACGGAUGUGCCAAGGAUGCCAGUCCAAGACAUCUGAUGGUCAGUUUUCUCUAUAGACACGGGAGCCCUAGGUGGUGGGAGUGAUGAGAGGAGUCCACCCAAGAGCACGCCCCUCUGCUCUGUUGGCCCCACCACCGCUCCCUCUGAACCUGUCCCCCUUCCUGGAGGAGUGGCCCCAGGUGAGCAGAAGAGAGAGCAUCAGAGGACAGCAGCUCCAGAGCCUCAGCUCUGUAAAUAGUCUGUGACUAUGCGUAUCUCGGGAAAGUUCCUACGGCAUUCCUGGGCAGGGGAGCUGGUCCCUGGACCCUUAGCUGAGGUCAUAGGUGGGGACUCAAAGGUACAGGACCAAGACUCAAGUGUUCCCACAACCUUGGACUGGAACUGGCAGCUGAAACAAAAAGGACUGAGGAGGGGCAUUUAUUUGUUCUGCUCUUGUUUUUGUUUAUCCAAAAGCAAUUACAGCAGGUAAACAGAGGACACAGGUAAUCUGGAGAUGCAAAGUCCUUUUAAGCAAAGCAAGGACUGUGGCUGGUCCAGCCAUUUUUUGUUACCGUAGGCCUUUGGUGUUCCACAUCCCUGCUUGGGCUGGCAGCUCAGCUUACUCGGACUUCUUAAACACUGUGAGGACAAAAGGAGAAACAUGG
This is a messenger RNA of Phodopus roborovskii (desert hamster), 1897 nucleotides long. It is a transcript of the gene Znf740, whose product is annotated as zinc finger protein 740. The record is from RefSeq and is a predicted model, not a curated record. Gene Ontology annotation, cellular component: nucleus. Gene Ontology annotation, molecular function: RNA polymerase II cis-regulatory region sequence-specific DNA binding; DNA-binding transcription factor activity, RNA polymerase II-specific. Gene Ontology annotation, biological process: regulation of transcription by RNA polymerase II. The coding region runs from base 803 to 1309 and encodes 168 amino acids. Lineage: Eukaryota; Metazoa; Chordata; Mammalia; Rodentia; Cricetidae. The transcript is spliced from 8 exons.